AUAGCACCUCCCGUUGUAUUGUGGGUAAAAUCACUUGCGCACUGAGGUUGUUUGCCGUAGACGAAAAUUUUCAUGAUUUCGUUUUCUCGGAGUCGUCCCUCCUUCUGUUUCAGCCUGAAUUUGAAGUCAUCGAUGCCGUACCAACGCUAAGAUCCUGCAGCAAAUAUCUGUGUCUCUUCCUCGGUGGUGUCGACAAGACUGACAGGAAGAAGGUGCAUCUAUCUGGGAAUCCCGCGGUGCAAUGGCUCCUGCUGACUGGGGGGCCUGACACCCCGAUCGAGCAGGUUUUCCAGCUCGGGUUUUCUUCCGUACAACGGCACGACAUGAAAGAUUAGCGGAUCGGGCUGCAACGAUCGGACGGUACGAUGUAUUCCGCGGCCGGAGCAAUCACCGACGCUCUGACGUAUGACUUUGACAGCGAGGAGAACGCGCCCAAAUGGCACGGGCUGAUCGUGCCUGCCCUUCGCAAGGUGCAGCAGCAGGUGCACCCCCACCUGACGGCGCGUGACGAUGCUCUGGAGUACAUCGAGGGUUUGAUCCUGCAGCUGCUGGGGAUGCUGUGCUCCUGUCAUCCUCACACGGUCCAGGAUGUGGAGGAGAGGGUCCAGCGCACCUUUCCUCAUCCUAUCGACAAGUGGGCCAUCGGUGAUGCACAGUCAGCACUGGACAGGUACAAGAAGAAGUCACCACUCGUAUUGCCUCAUGACAAAAUCCACCCACUGCUCAAGGAGGUGCUGGGGUACACGGUUGACAAGCAGGUGUCCCUGUACGUCGUGGCUGUGCUGGAGUACAUCUCUGCUGAUAUUCUAAAGUUGGCAGGUAACUAUGUGAAGAACAUCCGGCACAGGGAAAUGUCAUGUCAGGACAUCAAGGUGGCCAUGUGUGCUGACAAGGUUCUGAUGGACAUGUUCCACCAAGAUGAGGACAUGAGCCUGUCCAACGUGGAGGAGGAACCACCGCCCAUCCGCAGGGGGUCCCUGUCGUUUGAGGAGCAGGUGAAGGAACUGAUCAUGGAGGAGACUCAGUACAUCAGGGACCUCAACAUGAUCAUCAAGGUCUUCAGGGAUCCCAUGGCUGUCAACUCCAAACUCUUCUCAGAGCAGGAUCUGGAUCAGAUCUUCAGUAACAUCCUGGAUGUCCAUGAGCUGUCCAUCACCUUCCUGGGGCUGCUGGAGGACACCAUGGAGAUGACAGAUGAGAACAACCCUGCUGCUGCGGCCGGGGGCUGCUUCGAGGAGAUGGCAGAGUCUGCAGAGUUCGAUGUGUACCUGACCUAUGCCCAGGACAUGAUGAGUCCGGCCAGCAGACAGAGGCACAGUCAAGUCCUGAUCAAACCUAAAGUUGCCCUGUUUUUUCAGUCUGUAAGUCAAGGCUUUAAGGAGGCUGUUCAGUAUGUCCUGCCCAAGCUGCUGCUAGAACCCAUCUACCAUUGUCUGCACUACUUUGAGGUUAUAAAGCUACUAUUGAAGACCUGUCCAGACGAGGAGGAUAAAGAAAGCCUGGAACAGGCACACGGUACACUCAGACCACUUCAGCUGCAACUAGAAAGAAUAUGUGAAGGGAAGUUGCCAAAAAGAAAACCAGGGGACUACUCCAUCAGAUUCCAGAGAAGGCCGGGGAAUAGAUCGUCACUAGCCAAACUGAAUGAGAUUCAGAAGAGCAUUGAUGGGUGGGAGGGCAAAGACAUAGGGCAAAGCUGCAAUGAGUUCAUCAUGGAUGGACAACUAGGAAUGUUUAGCAAGAACAGGACGACAGACAGACAUGUGUUCCUGUUCGACGGCCUGAUUCUGGCGUGCAAGCCGAACCAGCGCCGUUCUGUCACGGGCAACGCCACGGAGUACCGGUUAAAGGAGACCUUCUUCAUGAGGAAAAUAGUCAUCAAUGACAAGGAGGACAGCGAUGAACUAAAACAUGCCUUUGAGAUUGUGGCCAGAGACCAGCCAAACACAAUCUUCUUUGCCAAAAAUGAGGAUGAGAAGAACAACUGGAUGGCUGCACUCAUCACUCUGCACUGUAGAAGUGCACCAUACAGUACGCUGGAGAGAAUGUUGGACAGCAUACUCCUGGAGGAAGAAAAGAAACAACCCUUAAGAUUACCAGACGAGUCUCAGUACAGGUUUGCCAUGGAAGACCGGCCAGACAACAUUGUGUUUGAGGACAAUCAGCAGUCCCUGGUGGGGGUCCCUGUCAUCAAGGGCGGCUCACUCAUCAAGCUCAUAGAAAGACUCACAUAUCACAUGUAUGCAGAUCCUACCUUUGUCAGAACGUUCCUGACGACAUACCGGUCCAUAAGCAAGCCAUGUGAGCUGCUAGACCUCCUUAUAGAAAGAUUUGAGAUCCCCGACCCCCCUCCCACCCCAGAAGACCAGGCUGCUAUCGACAGAGGAGAAGUGGUUGUCCGAGAGGACCUGAAGAGGUUUCGGAAAGAGUAUGCUCAACCUGUGCAACUCAGGGUUCUGAACGUGUUCCGCCACUGGGUAGACCACCACUUCUACGACUUUGAGCGGGACAAAGAGCUGUUGGACAAACUGAUGGAGUUCAUCGAGGGAGUCAAGGGCAAGACCAUGAGGAAAUGGGUGGACUCCAUCACUAAGAUAGUUCUGCGACAGACAUCAUGUGAAAAUGUACCCAGGGAAAUUACUUUUGAAAGAACCCCGCCCUCCAUAGAAUGGUAUAUAGCAAGGACACCCGACCAGUUUGAGCUACUCACUCUCCAUCCAAUAGAAAUUGCCAGACAGUUGACGUUACUUGAGUUUGAUUUGUACAGAGCUGUGAAGCCGUCCGAGUUGGUAGGAAGUGUCUGGACCAAGAAAGACAAGCACAAGACGUCACCCAACUUACUCAAGAUGAUCCAUCACUCCACCUGUUUAACUAGAUGGAUGGAGAGGUGCAUCGUGGAAGCUCGCAACAUUGAUGAAAGGGUGGCCAUGCUGUCCAGAGUUAUAGAAAUCCUUAUGGUGUUCCAGGAGCUGAACAAUUUUAACGGAGUCCUGGAGAUUGUGAGCGCCCUUGAAUCAGCUGCUGUACACAGGCUGGAACACACCUUUAAGCAAGUGUCUGAGAGGAAGCUGGCUGCCUUGGAUGCUGCCAAGGAGUUAAAUGCUGAUCACUACAAGAAGUACACGGAGAAGCUUCGCUCCAUCAACCCACCAUGUGUGCCUUUUUUUGGCAUGUACUUGACUAACAUACUUAAGACGGAAGAAGGCAACCCAGACUUCCUCCCAAACUACCCUGAGGGGAUCAUCAACUUCAGCAAGAGAAGAAAAGUGGCUGAGAUCACAGGGGAGAUCCAGCAAUACCAGAACCAACCCUACUGUCUAACUGUGGAGCAGGACAUCAGGAGAUUCUUUGAGAAUCUGGAUCCCCUUGAAGGAAGGACGGAGCAUGAGUUUGAAGAUUACCUGUACAAGCAGUCCCUUGAGAUUGAGCCCAGAAACGCUAAGCAGCCCCCGAAAUAUCAAAGGAAAACAGACUACCCUCUAAAAACCCCGGGAAUCAAGCCCAGCUCCUCCCGGCACAUGUCCGUGUCCGGUACCCUGCGCGGCGGAAACCUGGUCCCUCUGGACAAGGAGCCCAGAUCCUUCCGCUACCACGAGGUCCACGACGAUGACGCGGGAGGGUCCACCACGCCGCACGUCAACACCCCCCCGUCCCCACGCACGCCCCUGACUCCGCCCUCCAACACUGGCUUUGACCACAGCGUGUUCGCCUCGGUACAGAUCCCGCCAACAGGACCAGCUCAAAAUCCCUCCUCCGCAACAAAACACCCCCGCCAAGCUGACUCUGACAAUGCCAGUCCUCCGCCACUGCCUCCCAGGACAAGAAAACGGGACUCGUCGCGCGAGGAACCGCCCAUGACUCCUCGCGGAAUUCCACAAUCCUCGGACGCCCCCGAGUUGCCCCCUAGGACUCCCUUACCAGUGCCUGACCUCCCACCCAGAACUCCUGUCGCUGUGCCUGAUCACAGGCCGCCUCUGCCCCCGCGGAGAACAUCGUCCACUUUCGGUAUCAAUGGCGGCACGCCGAUGUCGCCCGUGGGACACGUGCCCCAGCUGGCACCAGAGCUGCCCCCCAAGACCUACAAACAGGCGCAGGCACAUGCCCAGGCUCACGCGCAGUAAUGGCCGGUAGCCUCUUCUCAAAGUCUUGGGAAGAGCGGACUGGGACCUGUGCCAGAGUUGUGUGAGAUGCACUCCAUCCAUGCUGCAGUCGGGAAAACCUCACCUGCGGCCAGGAUACAACUUUGUGGAGUGUUUUCUCCCCCCAAGAAGUCCGGAGACCGAUGGACAUCAGCACUCUUUGCCAACAAGCCGGGAGGGUUUCCUUUGUCACUGGUGUUGCAUUGCAAAGAUCAAUGUAUGCUCUUACUCUUAGCACCCUAGAUGAAUGGUAGGGUGGCUACAACAAUGUGGUCAUCAACUCACUUACUUCAAAGUUGCAUCAACUAUCCAGAAUUUCACUUGAACUGAAUGUCAUGACUACUUCCAGUGACAAGAAAAUUACUGUACCCCCUCUUAGUCUCAAUCUGAUUUUGCAGACACUGCUAUUUUGCAAUGAAAAGAGUGUGAACCAGCACUGUAUCAUCCACAUCUUUCAAUAUUUUGGUUGUCCGUUUUAAAAAUGUCAGUCACACACUGCUGUUUUUUUACUUGCUUGCAUAUGGAGAACAUACUGGUAUGUUUUGAAUCCAACCUCCCUUCCAAGUCAAUGUACAGUGGGUCCUCAUAAGUAUGGGAACGAUCUUAGUUUCUCAGACCUGUGUUGGGAUAGAAGCCAUUCUCAGUUCUGUUGUAGUCAAAUGCAGCAAGCUUUGCCACAGAGGACCAGAGUGUACAGAGUUUGAAGUUGGGCAGUUGAGCCUCAGCUGAAAGGGAGAAGGUCACAGCAAACAGUAGAGGUGAUAAGAAGCAAUCGUCUGUAUUUCUGGCCAAAGGGCAUGUGCCACAAGUAGCUGUCAAUCCAGUUUGCCUAGCAGUUACGUCAGUUAAGUUAUGACUUGAUCUUUGUAUGAGUUACAACCCACAUAACUUUGAAGGAAGGAAGGCAUGGGGAAUCAGUCAGAACCAAACUGUCCAGUUCGUAGUUGUGCAAAUAUUAGGGCUAUACUGAACUAAGUCUAAGGCAGAUUAACGUUGGGGGUCAGGGACUUGACUUUUCAUCUGUCAUCCAAUAGAAGCUUCUAGUAUAGAUUGCAAAAUAUUUGUCACACACCACCCUAAUGGGUUUUUUUUUUUUUGAAAAACCGAUCAUAUUUUGAGUUAUACAUGAUAUAAUGUGUCAUCAUGAUUAAUUGCAAUAUGAGUGACUGGGACCUGCAACAACUAUGUCUGUGGUUGUAACAUAUAUGAACUGAAGUGUACUUAAAGAGCAAUUUGAAGGUGCAAGAUUUGAGAUUAUGUAUGCAUUUUAAUUGUAGAUUUUAUUUCAUGCAAGAAAAUUAUGUAAAUAGAAGACAUGACAUUAUGUACAAGUAGCAAUUUUACUGAUGUUAUUCAACAAGUACAAAAUCUGGAUGUGUAAGUUUUAUGGUGACCACAGUCAGCAUGGCUUCUAUGUUUUUAUACAGAGUAGACCCUCCAGUUUUUACCCCAGUGCCGUGCUGCCUGUGCAUUUGGAAUUUUAUAUUAAAAUAAGGUUCAGUAAAAUCUGCA
Messenger RNA from Branchiostoma floridae (Florida lancelet), 5651 nucleotides. RefSeq names its product son of sevenless homolog 2-like. Gene Ontology annotation, biological process: positive regulation of GTPase activity; Ras protein signal transduction. NCBI's taxonomy places the organism in Eukaryota, Metazoa, Chordata, Leptocardii, Amphioxiformes, Branchiostomatidae. The record is from RefSeq and is a predicted model, not a curated record. Gene Ontology annotation, cellular component: plasma membrane. The transcript is spliced from 30 exons. Bases 366 to 4121 code for a protein of 1251 amino acids. Gene Ontology annotation, molecular function: protein heterodimerization activity; guanyl-nucleotide exchange factor activity.